Molecule: messenger RNA, 11907 nt
Organism: Portunus trituberculatus (swimming crab)
Lineage: Eukaryota; Metazoa; Arthropoda; Malacostraca; Decapoda; Portunidae
Exons: 46
Coding region: 207-11654 (3815 amino acids)
Biological process (GO): signal transduction
Source: RefSeq, a predicted model, not a curated record
AAGGAUUCGCAAAGCAGAGGUCAGUUUCCAGCUAUUCGUUAGUAGUGAGUGUUAAUUCUCUGCAAGGACGCGUCACGUGGCUCAGCAGCUGCUGUAACCAAGGGACUCAACACAUCCAUUACUUUCUGACCUGACAUACCAAAACAUUCAAACAUUUUAAGUUAGCAGGCAACGCCCAGCGGUCUCCCCUUCCAGCGAGACUUGCCAUGCCUCCUGUUCAUUUGACAAUGAUUGGGCCUCGACUCUCGCUGCUUAUCACCGUAACGCUGCUACUGACGCCGCUGUGCCUCACCGAUCUGCCCCAUACACGUCACCAGAUACCCAAUGGAAGGAGUGUUAGUGACGAAGAGGUGGCAAUCACCUCGACUAUAUAUGAGGAAGGCGAUGGUGGUGAAGGUAAUGGUGCUAACGGUGACGGCCAUGAGCAAGAUGGAAUCCUAAGGGCGACUGCAAGGGCUAUCUGGGGAACACUUCGUCCUUAUGUUGUCGCUGAAGGCAUCGACAGCUUUGCAGAACGUUUGGUCUCACUCAAGUCUCGGCUGCUGAAGGAGGUGGAAGAUGAGGUCACUGCUUACACCAACGUCACCGUCUUCACGUGGCCAGACGAUGACUUUGGACCAGAGCAUCAAACCGAGGAAGUCAAGGCGGCCACGAGUGCGGGAGCCGGCGAGAACGACGACAGUUACUACAGUGGGAACGACAUGAUGAGAACGAAAAGGGAGCAUCCAGUCCAUCAUCCUUUUAUUCGUGACCCGUUCGGCGUGGCAAUGCUGGACGAAGUGGAUACACUGUUGUCGCUGGAGACGGAGCCGACACUAGGCGUCUAUAUGACUCAGUGGCAUGGGCGUCUCAUUGUUGCUGGCAUGGGUGUGAGGAAGAUCGUCACUCUGUACGCCGUCACGCAGCGGCCAUACAAGGUGGAGUCGACGCCUCCCUUUCCAGGCGUGCACUCCUGCAGGUUCACGGUGGUGCCUGAAGACAUACUGCUGGUGGCCUGCAUCUCGCCCGUUAGAAGGAAAGUGCAACACCUUGGUAUCCAUGAGGAACUAGUGCCUGAGGUGACUGUGUACCAGGUGGAGGAGGAAGCUUAUGGCUCCGGGAAACUAUCCACCAAGCAUCUGCAGAGCAUUGAGGUGGAUGAACCUGUGGACUUGGAGAUGUGGAGUCGGGACGGCGAACAUUACCUCCUAAUAGCCAACUCGAAGGAGGUCAAUGUGGAAUACAGCCCAUCUGGGGAGGUGCUGGCCCACAGAACCAACUAUCAUUCCGUUUCGUAUCUCUACAAGUGGAAGGAACACUACUUCGACGCCUUGCAGCACCGCGUCCUGCCAGGCAGCUACCCAAGGACUGUCACACAUUUCACCAUCGGGAGCAGGCACUUCGUCGCCAUGGCCAACUACAGAAACAACAAAGGGCAGCGCAACAUCGAUAGCUUCAUCUUCCACUACUCCUUAGAAGAGGACCAUCUCGUUCUCUUCCAGCAGCUGCCCACCAGAGGCGCCCUCCACAUCGCUAGCUUUACUUUGGGACACAGCCACUUCGCUGACACUUUCCUCGCAGUGGCCAACAGUUGUGAGGACGAAGAUGGAGGAAGCUGUAAUCCUCACACGAACUCUGCCAUCUAUCAGUUCACCGGCAAGAAGUUUGUGCUGUUUCAAGAAGUGCCGACCUUGCUCGCCGUACAGUGGCUGGCCGUGCAAGUGGAGGGCACGGUGCUCCUGGCGGUAGCGCAAAUGGUGGCUGGCGUGAAGCUGUUCCAGUAUGACGGUUGGAGGUUCGUUGCCACCAAAAUACAACACUAUGAGGGUUCCUUUGGCCCAGGAGCUACGGGUCUAGCAGCGGCACACUGGAACGGUACUGUCGUACUUGCCGUGUCUAGCCUGGAACACCAAGACUCGCUGUUCCACUCCCUUGACGUAUUCAGACUCACCUUCAGGAAAAACACUCGGCUAAAGGCAGUUCAUAGCGACUAUGAGGCGUGGUGUGUAGCGGCCUUGCGCGAAGCCAAGCAGACGGAACUGGUGGCCUCGCUGGUGAGCGGGAUACAAGCGGCUACCAAUCAGACUUACGUUUUCACUAGUCACGUCACCAUCAAGGGGUCUUUAACCGCCGGCCUGGGCAGCUUCGUUACCCAGACGUUUGAGAGGACGACGAGCAGGCACUUGCCAGUCUUGACCGGCGGCAUUACCCAGUUGCUGCUGACUUUAGGGAGUAAAGUGCAGCAAGCGGUGGUUAGAAUUUCCAAUGCAGUCAGCCUCUCCGAUCCUAUCUCUUGGCCAGGUGACCUUCAUCUAUAUGACUUGUCUGCUGGCUCGGCUUCAGCGGAACGUUUGUAUGUGCAUGAUGUCAAUCAGCGGGUGGUGUCGUGGAGGGACGCUGUCAUGCUGGAGGGAAUCGAUCUGCAGUAUAUGGCACGACUCCGUCUGGAUCAUGUGGAGAUUAAGGCUGUGACGCAGAUAGCAAACCUGAAGGGUCAGCCCUUUUCCUCGUUCGUGACCCUUAGUGGCCACCAUACCAUUUUUGGUCAUGUGAGCUUCAGUGCUGCAAUCCGUGUCGCUAGCCUGAUCGCCGUCACUGUGGACAAAGUCGUGAUCACUCCACAAUAUGUUCUUAUCGCUGAUGAUUCGCAAUACUUAAAUGGGUCACUCACCUGCCAGUAUCUGAAUGCUGUUUCCCUGGAGGUGGUCACCAUCAAUGGCGUUCCACUUUCGCCACUCCUCUCCUCUCUAGUCUUGAAGGACGCCCGUUCCGCUGUAAAUGGUCUUGUGAGGGUGAUGGGCAACCUGGCGUACCAUGGGAACCUGCAGGUCAACCUCAGCUUGCCUCUCGAUCUGAAAAACGUCAUUAAAGUUGAUUAUGCAGGAUUGCAGGUUGUCACAGGUGGCCACCAGGUGGGCGAGCUUGCAGCUCCGUCCAUGGCGAUAGAAGGACGUCUCAACAAUAUGCGGGUUCCCGCCGAGGUGUUUCUAAAUGGCAGCCAUCACUCGUACAUUGUAGUGUCAGCUGCUUUCAGCCACGUGCGGGCCAUCUCUGUCUUCAUUUUCCAGAAGCUCCACAAUCUCACGGUGACCGAAGGUCGCUUGGACGUACUGUUGCUCUCGGGAUAUCAGAUAGUGACGGCACCAAAGACCUUUACUUCACUUCAGCUUUUGGAGCAAAACGCUCCUAACUAUAGGAGUGCUAGCAUUCGCCGUCGGCGUUGGUCGAGUGAGAACUGUGAGUUACCGAGGAAUCGAAGGCCAAAAACAUUGACUGCCCGCAUAGAAACGCUUUUUUUGGUCCUAAGAGGAGUGGCAGCAGCCCAGGAUCUCUUGAUCUUUCUGACUGAGAUACAACCAGGACAAUUUCUGGUUCCUGGACAGAAUCUGAACUUUUUCAAUUUACUGAUGCAAAAUGUUGACUGUGCUAUUUUGUACCUCGAGAACAACGGUAAUCUAAAACUCCAUGAAACUUUGGAUGCAAUAAAGUGGCACAAUACGACCGUCUUCAUACAGAAUGAAUUACCCACCGAUAAUAUGACAGAAAUGAUAGGUAACAUCCAAAGUUACUUGGUUCAGGAAAAGUUGGAACUAAAAAAAGUUACUUUGAAUGCCGAUGACUUGCUUCUUAUAAACAACUUAAAGAAAGUUGACUCGACGAGACGUGAUCUGCUCAUUCUAGACUAUUUGAUUGAUAUUACAAGCAACCAUGAGUUGGAGAACCUUCCUUCUGAAAUAUUCCAUCGUAAUUGUUUGCUGUUUUGUCCUGCAUUCCAUGAGAAUAUUCGAGAUAGGAAAAAAAUGCAGAUGAGUUGUAUCCCAGAAAUUUUGACAGUUUUUAAAGCCAUGAAAACCAUCUCAAAGUAUUCGGCGAUCAUUACAGAAAUGAAGCAGCUAUCGGCACACAGUUACCAAAUACUCAAGGCAGGAGUUGUACGAUAUCUCCUUGGUCAGCUGCUUCGGUCGGUAUCGGAGAAGAAAGAGCUGAGAAAACAGGUGUACGCAGCAGUUGUCUGUAGAUUAUCGCCUGAAGGAAGUGAAGAAUAUCAGCAGAUGCUUAUAACUUAUCGAAGAGAAUUGCACCAAAAUACUUCCAGAUUCAUUCACUCGAGGAUCAAGAGGCAAGCAUCUGAAGCAGCUUAUGGAUUAACAGACCCUGAACCUCCCUCCACAUUGCCAGCUUCUAACAGUGAGGACACUUCCACCAUCCCACUUUCAUUUAAUGAAGACGCAAAUGAAAAUUCUUCCACCCUCCAAGAUUCAGUUAUUGAGAACACCAGUCAAGACUCUUCUACACUUUCGGCCUCCACCACGGAGGCCACCAGUGAAGACUCUCCCACACUCUCAGUCUCCGCCAGAAAGAACAUCGCCGCCAUCCCUGAGGACACCAGUCAAGACUCUUCCGCCUUCACGGUCUCCAUCAUUGACAAUAACAGUGAAGACUCCUCCGCCCUCCCACUCUCCGUCACUGAGGACACUAGUGAAGACUCCUCCACCCUCCAAGCCUCCGUCACUGAGGACACCAAUGAAGACUCCUCCACCCUUCCUACCUCCAUCACUGAGGACACCAUUGAAGACUCCUCCACCCUCCCAGCCUCCGUCACUGAUGAAACCAGUGGAGACUCCUCCAUCCUCCCAGCCUCCAUUACUGAUGAAACCAGUGGAGACUCCUCCAUCUUCCCAGCCUCCAUCACUGAGGACACCAGUGGGGACUCCUCCACUCCCCCAGCCUCCAUCACUGAGGACACCAGUGGAGACCCCUCCAUCUUCCCAGCCUCCAUCACUGAGGACACCAGUGGAGACUCCUUCACCCUCCCAGUCUCCGUCACUGAGGACACCAGUGGAGACUCCUCCACCUUCACAGCCUACGUCACUGAGGACACCAGUGGAGACUCCUCCAUCCUCCCAGCUUCCGUCACUGAAGACACCAGUGGAGACUCCUCCACCCUCUCAGCCUCCGUCACUGAGGACACCAGGGGAGACUCCUCCAUCCUCCCAGCUUCCGUCACUGAAGACACCAGUGGAGACUCCUCCACCCUCCCAGCCUCCGUCACUGAGGACACCAGUGGAGACUCCUCCAUCCUCCCAGCUUCCGUCACUGAAGACACCAGUGGAGAUUCCUCCACCCUCCCAGCCUCCGUCACUGAGGACACCAGUGGAGACUCCUCCAUCCUCCCAGCUUCCGUCACUGAGGGCACCAGUGGAGACUCCUCCAUCCUCCCAGCUUCCGUCACUGAAGACACCAGUGGAGAUUCCUCCACCCUCCCAGCCUCCGUCACUGAGGACACCAGUGGAGACUCCUCCACCCUCCCAGCCUCCGUCACUGAGGACACCAGUGGAGACUCCUCCAUCCUCCCAGCUUCCGUCACUGAGGGCACCAGUGGAGACUCCUCCACCUUCACAGCCUACGUCACUGAGGACACCAGUGGAGACUCCUCCAUCCUCCCAGCUUCCGUCACUGAGGGCACCAGUGGAGACUCCUCCACCUUCACAGCCUACGUCACUGAGGACACCAGUGGAGACUCCUCCAUCCUCCCAGCUUCCGUCACUGAGGACACCAGUGGAGACUCCUCCACCCUCCCAGCCUACGUCACUGAGGACACCAGUGGAGACUCCUCCAACCUCCUACACUCCGUCAUCGACAAUACCAGCGAAGGCUCCUCCACCCUCCUAGCCUCUUUCAUUGAGGACACCAGUGGAGACUCCUCCACCCUCCCACCCUCCGUCAUUGACAGCACUAACGAAGGCUCCUCCACCCUCCCAACCUCCGUCACUGAGGACACUAGUGGAGACUCCUCCACCAUCCCAUCCUCCGUCAUUGACAGUACCAGCGAAGGCUACUCCACUCUCCCAGCCUCCGUCACUGAGGACACCAGUGGAGACUCUUCCACCCUCCCAGCCUCCAUCACUGAGAACACCAGUGAAGACUCCUCCACCCUCCCAGCCUCCAUAACUGAGGACACUAGUGAAGACUCCUCCACCCUCCCAGCUUCCAUCACUGAGGACACCAGUGGAGACUCUUCCACCCUCCCAGCCUCCAUCACUGAGGACAGCAGUGAAAAUUCUUCCGUUACACCGUAUCGCAGGGAAGAUGCCAAUGAAGAUUCUUCCACCCACACAUUAUCCAUCGGUGAAAUCAAUACCGCUUUCGCUGCUGCCACCACUGAAUUUUUUUCCUCCAGUUUAGACUCUUCCACUUUCACUGGUUCCACCAAUGAAAUCUCUUUCAAUUUUUCAACUUUAGCCCCACUCUCUGUCUCUCCAUCCUCCAUGUACGGUGAUAGUGUGUUUCUUUCUGCUCGCGCUGGGUUAUUAUCGGAACUCCGAGAACUUGAGACAACCGUGGCUGUGGACUCCGAUAAGACCACUCAGAUUUUAGGAUUCCAAACAACUGAUGAGAAAACAACACCAGAAGACCAUGUAACUGAUAGUAUCUUAAGACUUUCAACGACAGGAAAUGCACAAAUCACCGGCAUUUUUGCAGACAUUUUAGGACUGAGAACAACGGAAGGGACCUCAGAAUCUAUGGAUAGCGUGACCGUGGACUUAAAAGGAACCAUUGAUUUAACUGCAAUCUCAGGAUCCCAGACUGUUGGGAUAACUGGCAAUGAGAUUGCAGAUCCAGAAACGAUACCUGAAGCAGAAAAGCCGAAUUUUACAACGGACAUAACCAAAACCAGUACUACAACAGUAACGGAUGUCACAGAGGACUCUUCACCAAACACGAUGACCGAAAAAGCCACAGAAUCAAGUGUAGUUACGGACAAGGACAUAACAAAUCCCUUUACCAUUGUGAACAACAACAUGGAGGUGAAUCUCUCCCAGACUGAUGCUGAUGCAAUCCUUGUACCUUUGAAAGUGUCUCUAAACUACGAAAACUGCAGUACCCUUCCUCCAAACCUACUGCAGGACUCAAAUCGUCUCAUGUAUCUUUAUCGACGCAUGCAAAUGACCGAUGACUAUUUUUCCACUGUAGUCCGACUCCUGCCUGAGCUAAAAGUUCCCAAAGAACCCUCCCAGUAUGACGUUGGUGUAGAAGGCGCUAUGUUAGAUGCGUUUGGAUUUUUAAUCGAUACAGUCAAGAAAUUUGUACUUGAUCCCAUCGGCUUUCUAGGUGAGUUAGACAUAGAGAGACUCCAGAAAGAUUUGGAUUUUUUCUUUUUUGUGUCGAGUUUUGCCACAUCCUCACAGUACUACUACUGGUCUGAAAGAUUGCGAUAUAGAGAUCUGUAUUUAAAAACUUUGUUGGAAUUCAGUGGAAUAAUCACCAGAAGACUCCUGAAUUGCUUUGAGACAUUUUAUCCAGAAUUUUCUACCUCAGGCUACGAAACUACAUCACAUCCUUUUGCUUACUCUGAUGACAUGCCUGAGAUUGUGAAGAAUAUGAGUGAGGAAUUUAAAACCAACAGUGCCUUGAUAAAGAAUUUGAUGAUCCUGUUGAACUUCACCAAAAACGUUGUGGCGCUCAACCCAUAUCUGAAUAAGAGGUGUCCGGCGCCGCACGCCAUCGAUCCCGAGGGUGUGGCCAUCGCGAUAGAGGAAGUGAGAGAGACACUGGGCUUUAUUUUGGAGGACGAACUUAUGUUUAGUAAAGUCGUCAAUACCAGUUUUUUAGAAAACCAGGUCCUGAUUCUUAAAGAUAACACGCAAAUGUGCUUGAUGGCGAGUCACCUACCUCAGGAGGUAGAGGCUUCUUUGAGUCAGAUCUAUGAAGAGAAUGGCUCUGUAUUGGCAGAAGACGCUCAAAAACUUUUGAAUAUUCGUAUAAAACACCUACAGCGGAUCAACCUCGCCCUGGUAGACACUAUUGUCGAUAUUGCUGAUCAUCGUGCCAUAGAUAGUGAACUAUCUCCUCCUGAACCUAUCAGUGCUAUCCCUGACUCACAGACUCAAUGGAACUGGGAUGGUUUAUGGUUGGAUGGUCGCCUGGCAGGUUACCUCCUCUCUCAGUUGUUUGAUGAGGCUGGUCUACUUCUCUCUGCAUCGCCUCAUAAGGAGUACACUGCCAACUUCUACCCUGCGCCACUCAGCCAUGUAAACUUCAUAGAGGCACACAAGGACAAGGUGCGACACCUCAGAUUCCUUUCCGGGCUGAGUGCUCCCACGGUGCAGGGGAUGGGAAUGGCACAAAUACAGCGGCACGGGUUGGCUCUCACUGCCACCACAAACAUCGUUCUCACCUUCGUCGCUUCUGUCACCGUGGAUGGGCCGGUAACAGUGUCCCGUGUGAACGGGAUCCACGCGUCUUCCUUCAUCACGUUGGGUGGACAUCACACACUGCAACAACCCUUCAUCUUUAUGGGUUCCAUCACGGCUGCGGCACGAGUGAGAGUACAUAACGAGAUCAACGGCCUUGACUUGGUACUCUUAAGUAAUAGCGUGGUGUUGACGUCCUCUGUGACGCGCCAAGUCUUGCGGCAGCCCAUCAUUUUUACACAAGUGUCCGCUCAAAGGGUGGUGUUUGAGACAGGCAGAGUGCAGGAAGUGGACUUGGAUGAUUUGGUAACGCUCGGCCACCCUGCCAUCAUCACAGGAAGGAAGACUUUCCAGGAAUUGAUUGUGAGGGAGAAUGGAACUGUGGCCGGUGCCGUUGACGCUCGCUAUGUCGGCGGCAUCAACGUCACCGAUCUCUUCUACAAUUCCCUCAUCAAGAACCCAGGUGGCCUGCAGGUGGUGGCGGGGAGGCUGCACCUGCGCCACCUUGUUGUGCUGAAUGACGUCACCACUCACGGUAUUGUCUGCCUGGAUUGGCAUGGCGUUCCUGGCGUCUUGGAUCUCAACAGCAUUGCAAGUCGCGUGGUGCUCCUGAACGGCUCUGCUAGCAUCACCGCAGAUCUAGUCAUUACGGGCAGCGUGUACGUCACUGGCUUGUUCUUUCGAGACACGUUGGACGGGGUGUCGGUGGCGCUGUACCGAGACGGGUGGAUACUUAGGGACACCGAUCAGAGCAUCCAUGGCAAUGUGUCCUUCGACAACAUUAUCUCUCACAGUGUUAUCAUCUCGCAGGGAAUUAAGGUGCAGGAUGUUGACGUGACUCGCUUGUAUCUCAAAACCUUCCUGACGACGUGGCCCAGCACUCUUCCCUUGCCCCUCACAUUCCGCGGGCAUGUGAAUGCAGCGCGGGUGGAAGUCAGGGGACUGGUGCAGGGAUGGGAUCUCUCCAAGCACGCUCUGCUUCAGCAUUCCUCUAGCACAGUUUUUACCGCCGCCAAGGUCUUCCUGGGUGACGUGCUUAUCGCUGGAAACCUCACCUCCACAAACCCUGGUGACGACUGCACCUACUUUCCCUUUCUAAACCUGACGGUUAUAGGCACGGUGGUGGUGGAAAAUAUUUUUCCAACUGCCUCUGUAUUUCUGCCAGAUCACGAGAUCACGACCAAGACCGCCACGCAGUAUUGGCUAGCGGACACGGACACGAAAGUGUCGAUAGAGAUAUUCUUUGACGUAAUUGUUUUGUCGCAUCUUAAUGCGAUCGUGACGUGGAACAACUUGGAGAUGAAGGACUUCAGCAAGAGCUUGUUUGAGAAACGAUGCGACGUAGUGCAGGCGCUGGCGGGCUUUUAUUCCUUCAGUGAUCUGGAGAUUGAAGAAAGUCUCUACACGCCAGCCAUCAACAGUUCGUCCCUGAACGGCGUGGUAAGCAGCAACCUGCGGCAUGUGUUAAUGGCAGACGGCGCACAGGUGUUCACCGGUCAUCCCAGUAUCAACAACCUUCGUGCUCACGGGAGUGGUACUGUGGUCACAUCUGAAGGAGUUAAUGGUCUGCUGAUGUCCCAUAUGUGUCGCCAUGCAGAGCCUUGCAUCGUACACGCCCCUAAAACUUUGGUGCAAGACUUUGAAAUCAUGGAGGACUUGACUCUACCAAAAAACAGUCUCGUUCAGGGCGUUGAUGUGUCGCGUUCUCUGCAUGCAUGGGUGUCGAGAAAUUUGUGUGGCUUCAUACCCGGGCUCACCACUUUCACCGGUCCCUUCAUCGUGGACAAUGCUGACUACAACAUCAGAGUGCGUGGCCUGGUGGACGGGGUCAAAGUCACUACCAGCCAUGUCAUGACCCUUAUCGGAACACAGUCGAUGAGCGGCAAGCUCGUCAUCCACCAAGGAAUUAGCGUUGUGAGCCACGAGAUAACUACUUUGGACGGCCUCUUCAAUGGUCACAACCUGACGGACGCAAGGCAAAGGGCUUUUCUCCUUGGGGAUCCUGCGCUGCCUGUAGUGGUGCGGGCGCCUGUCAUCUUCAAGGACCUAGUGGUGUUCCGGGAUGCUGCCAGACUCAAUCCCUCUGAUCCCACACCAGUUCCGAUCUUCAGAGACUUCAAAUCCUUCUUUUUCGAUUUUUCCCUUCUCCACAAUCUCAGCGUGCGGAGUCAACGGGCCAUGCAAGGCCGCGUGCGGCAGUACUGGGGGUGGCGCGUUGUGCAGGAAUUCGACAGUAACCAUGAAAGACUGAUUCCUCUCAGUCUUGAGGGGAUAUCAGGCCCUGUCAGUACAACGCUUCUCCCGCAGCACCACCACCUAGCGCUUGUCUCCAGUCAGGGCAACGUCCCCGUCCUGCAGCGGGAGCCAGAUGUCGACCGCUACACAGGCUCCGAUGUGACCCUAGCAAGCAGGUGCACUACUGGGCUGGUGAGCUACAUCUCGGAAGGCAGGACCUUUAUAGUGACGAGCCACGCCUGUCUCGAGCACAUCACCGCACCUGUUUACUACGCCGCCUCAGUCCACGCCACCAUCUCUGAGAGUGUGGGGACUGACGAUGACUUGCAUGUGUGGGAGGUGACGCCGCAGGGAGCCCUGCUGAGAGGUGCCUUCAGUGUGCCUGGCGCCUUGGACAUCCAGGUGGUGUGGCUGGAGCAAGCCUCGAGUACGUGCCUUGUGGUGGUGGAGGCGCGAGGCACGGACGUGUUGGUGGUGUGCGAGCGCCAGGCUGGCAUGUUCGUGGAGCACCAGCGACUGAACUUCACGCGACCCAGCAAGGUGUCCGUGGUGCAACACACGCCUCCCGUUGGCAGAAAACACCUGGCCCUCGCCGUGGCGGAUCCAGGCAGGACGGCUCUCAAGGGUGGCGGCAUCUACUUCUUCCAUUAUGACGUGAAGAGUGGCGAGUUUCUUCUAAUACAGGAAGAACUGCUAGAGGAUGUGGUGUGGGUUGAGUUUGUAUCCCGUGGCCCCGACCUCUUGCUGGCGGCAGUGACAGAGGACAGGCUAGGGGUGCGGGAGGGGCACGUGUGUCUCUACAAGGUUGACUGGUACAAUCCGGACGGCCUCACUCCCCUGGGCCACCGCGGCCCUCUCGUUAAGAGUGAAAUCCCUUCGCCGAGAGUGUCCGGACUGCAGCACACUCCUCAGCUGUUCGCCGUGCAGGAGCUGGAACUGGAGGAUCCCAGUGAGGCCAGGUUCCUUAUCACUCCCUCUGGGGGCCUCCAUCUGUACGUGGUCGGCCACAGCGGACUCAUCACUUGGUUCUCCCAAGAAGGCAUUCACAGAUUCAGGAAGGAGGGUGAGGUGCGCGUAGCGAACGGAAUGACGCUGGAGGUGUGGGCCAUGAAAGGCAAGGAGUGGACACCGAGGAUAUCAGUCGCGGGUGGCAGAUGUCCUCGCGGCAGCCACCAGGCCCCCAAUCAGCCCACGUUUGUUUUAGAGAUGAUUUUCCGGGGCAGCCGCAACAUACCAGCUCAGUGAUGACGCCCAGGCGGCCACACCCGCCGCUCCAGUUGGCAGCGCUGGCGUCUUCCUUCACUACUUCGAUGGAAUUUUUUUUAUCGGUUUUGUCUUCAGUGACGCCAGGCAGCCAAACGCUAGAUACUGAAUGAUUAACACCGCACUCACUCGACGACUCCUGCUCAGGGACACCACUGACUCUUCAGCCCGAUCGGGAAAUCACCGAUCAAUGUCUGUCUGCGAGUGGCUGAUGAAAUAAAUGUAACACAAAUUA